Daucus carota subsp. sativus is the source of this 1515-nucleotide messenger RNA. RefSeq names its product serine/threonine-protein kinase STY13. The record is from RefSeq and is a predicted model, not a curated record. NCBI's taxonomy places the organism in Eukaryota, Viridiplantae, Streptophyta, Magnoliopsida, Apiales, Apiaceae. The transcript is spliced from 6 exons. Gene Ontology annotation, cellular component: cytoplasm. Gene Ontology annotation, molecular function: ATP binding; protein kinase activity. Gene Ontology annotation, biological process: signal transduction; protein phosphorylation. The coding region runs from base 115 to 1194 and encodes 359 amino acids.
UAUUCGUCCCUAUAUACAACCAUAUACUCUCUUGCUAUUUAACUCUUUUUCUUCUGCUUCCUCUGUCUUUAAUUCCCAGGUUUCUUUUGCUUCUCUUCAACUUUUGAGAGCACCAUGGUGGACCCUUUUGCUCCUGGAGGUGACCUCUUCAGCCUCGCCGAGUCUCGGUACCAAGUGGACUGUGGCAUUCAAAUUGACAAGAAAUUGCUGAUUGAUCCGAAGCAUCUUACGUUUGAGACUAGGAUUGCUGCUGGUGUCUACUCCGUUGUUUACAAGGGAAUGUAUAAAUCUAAGCCUGCUGCAAUCAAAAUAGUACUGCCAGUGGAUUCCCCAGCACGUACUACUACAUGGCAAGAGAGAUUUGUGAGAGAGGUCACAUUGCAUUCAAAAGCAAGACAUGAAAAUAUUGUGAAGUUCAUUGGCACCUCUCUUGAACCAACCCUGAUGAUUAUCACAGAGUUUAUGAGAGGUGGUACACUCCAGAAGUACUUGAUGAACAUGUACCCAAAUUGUCUAGAUCUGGAGUUGGCGGCACGUUUUGCACUGGAGAUCUCUCGAGCAAUGACUUAUUUGCAUGCAAAAGGCAUUAUUCACCGCGACUUAAAGCCCCAAAAUCUGCUUCUAUCAGAAGACCAGAAUAUGGUCAAGAUAACUGACUUUGGGUUAGCUAGGGAGGAGAUAAUUGGUGAUAUGUCUACUGAAGCUGGUACUUACCGCUGGAUGGCUCCUGAGAUGUUUAACGUGUUUGGUGAGAGCAAUACGAAAAGAUACGAUCACAAGGUGGAUGUUUACAGCUUCUCAAUGGUUCUGUGGGAGCUGCUGACAAGUAAAAUUCCAUAUAAAGGAAGGAACUCCAUGAUAGCAGCAUAUGCUGUUGUAACUCAAAACAUGAGGCCCAGCACUGAUGACAUUCCAAAGGAGAUGGUACCCCUCUUGGUGUCCUGUUGGGCAGAAGACCCUGCGGAUCGGCCUGAAUUCAUUGAAAUCAAAUACUUCCUUGAGAACUUCAUACACUACUUGUGCACACCAGAUAUGUCACCACCUAGAAUGAUCAAGAUCGGACAUGCCAAUGAAGUCUCUGCCACUGGGGAGUGUCCAUGUACUAGUCAUCUAAAGCAGAAAGCUAAAGGAGUCUGUGCUAAGCCAAGUUCUGCAGCUAGCCGUUUCUUCAGAUGCUUUCGUUCUUGUUUCUGAUAGAUCCGUAGGUCCAAGGUUGGAUACUUUUUGGAGAGUGUUCAGAAACAUCUAGGAUAGUUCCUUUACUUCUUUUUUUUUUCCUGAUAUCAUACACACACAAAAAACACAAAAGACGGCACACACACAUGGAACAUGGUUUAAAGGCGCAUGCAUGAGAAAGAUAUUGAUUUUACCAUUACAGCAUUGUGCAGUAUCUUCUAAUGUUCUCCUUUUCAUCAUCACCUUGAUUGCAGAUAUACAUAGGAUGUUGAAUAGAAAUUUCAAAUCCAAACUAACAUGCUCAAUUUUGUGAAGGAAGUUAAAACACACUUCUCAUUA